AUGGGCUCUAACGGCGAAGUAUUCUUUGCGCAAAACAAUGAUUUUUGGGAGAACUAUCUCAAGGGCCGUCCAAGACCCCCUGAUGCUUUCUUUGAUCGAAUCUUCGCCUAUCAUCAAACUCAAGGCAACGGAAAUUUUGGCACUGUGCAUGAUGUAGGCGCUGGAAACGGCCCAUAUGCACAAAAGCUGAGAACCAGAUUUUCUCAUGUCAUCGUCUCGGAUAUCGUUCCUAGGAACGUGCAACUGGCCCAGCAUCGCCUUGGAACGAAUGGAUUCAGCUAUCGCGCCGGCAAAUUGGAGGAAGCGGAUGAUAUCGAGGAAUCCAGCAUCGAUAUGGUUUUUGCUACGAACGUGAUGCACUUCCCUGCCGACCAGGAAGCGACCAUGGCGGCGGUCGCCAGACAAUUGAGACCCGGUGGAAGCUUUAUUUGUAGCGCAUUUGGUACUGCUCGUUUUUUCGACGCGAAAGUGCAAGAUAUAUGGGCUCGUAUUAACUACCAAGGGGGACGUCUGCUCCUGCGGAAAGCUGAAAGCCCCGAACAGACCAUGGCUAUCCUGGCAAGAACCGACGGCCAUUACAACGUGGCGCCCCUGAGCCCAGAUCUUUUUAUCCCGGGCGCUAAAAGGUAUCACUUGAAUAUGACUCAUGGUGGAAACAUGGCUCUCAUUCCGCCAGAGCAAGAAAAUCAGGAAACUCAACCUGGGUAUACCGGUCCAGAUGAUGAUGAGAUAUUUCAAGACGAAGAAGGCUGGAGCUUCAAUGCAGAUCUGGAAGGAGUUAAGGAACACUUUAAUUCGUUUCCUUUUGUGUCUGAGGAUCCGUCGAGUUUUGCAGAUUUGUUUCGGGAGUUGGAGGAAGCCAUGGCAGGCGGUAAAGUCGUCCAAGGCUGUUGGCCAGCUACAAUCAUUCUCGCCACACGCCAAUGA
Molecule: messenger RNA, 927 nt
Organism: Neoarthrinium moseri
Lineage: Eukaryota; Fungi; Ascomycota; Sordariomycetes; Amphisphaeriales; Apiosporaceae
Exons: 1
Coding region: 1-927 (308 amino acids)
Molecular function (GO): S-adenosylmethionine-dependent methyltransferase activity
Source: RefSeq, a predicted model, not a curated record